Molecule: messenger RNA, 2787 nt
Organism: Schistosoma guineensis
Lineage: Eukaryota; Metazoa; Platyhelminthes; Trematoda; Strigeidida; Schistosomatidae
Source: the annotation of a GenBank genome assembly
AUGUAUCGGAUUGUAUACAAAACGGCGGGAUAUGUUUGCUCAGUCACUCAAACAAUGAAUUUUGAAGGAAAAACUAGUAAAUCUGAUCGUCAAGUUAUCUAUAAAAAUGUUUCAGUCAGAAAGCUGAAAACAAAGACAAGUGAAAAAAGUUUCAUCUGGACAAAUGUCACGCUUCAUAUUAUACUAUUUCUUAUGGCAACAACAGCUGGUUAUUUGCAUUGUUUUCAUGUUUCGAAUUUACAUGAAAAUGACCUGUUUUUCUCACACUUAUCCAAUUUGGAGCGUGAGCUGACAUUUAGGACUGAAAUGGGAUUUUACUAUUCCUACUUUAAACAAAUCGUUUUAGCAUCAACUUUUGUGGAAGGAUUCAACUCAUUGCUUACUGAUACUAGGACUGAAUAUCCGCCUUGCUUAAGCCUAGUAAAUGAUAAAGGUACUCAAAAGAAUAAUCAAUGUGCAACUCUUAAUUCUAUUGAACGAUUUAAUCUCUAUCCUGAAUUGUUGCUAGCUGGUGCUUACAGAUUCUUACACACAUUUGAUUUGAUCAGACAUUACUGUUUUCAAGUUAAAAGAGAUCCACCGACUAAUCCAAUCGCGAUCGCUAUAAAUCCAAAUAUAAUGGCAAAUUUAUCACAACUUAGAAAGCUAGAUGUAAUACCAUCGAAUCAAUUGAAGAUCAACAGUAACUCGAUCAUAAGUUGUGAUGGAUCUGGCGAACCGCCAUAUUUCUAUGUAAAUUCAGUAUUUAUUUUGUCAGGUCUGGUACUCUUCGGUUUAACUUACUCUGGUUGGUUUGUUGCUAAGAUUGGGAGUUCAAAUCAAUCUAAAAUGGAUUAUAUACUACAGCUUAUUGGCGGAUUUCUUCCAAUUUUAGCAUAUUUCUCUAAUCAUAGAGAAGCUACACGUGUUCAAUGGACUCCACCAUUGAGAGAAAGCUUUGCUUAUCCAUUCUUUAUAACUCAACAGUCUUUUUUAUUAGGUUAUUUUGGAUCAAAUCAAAUGUUACGAUCAUAUCGAGGGAAAAGUUUCAUUUGUUUACCAAUAUACUGUAUACUGCUAUUGAGUUGUCAAAUUUCAUGGCAAUUUUCCCAAUUCGCUUUACUUACUCAAAUUAUAUCGAUUAUUUGUGCCUUUUGUUUAUCACUAUCAUCAAAUACCCCUUAUUCUCUUAGUUCAAACCAACAAAAAUCAGUUAUUCUAAGCCUUUUAUUCAAAAUAAAACAGAUCAUAUGGAUUCAUUUAAUUGUAUUCAAUUUAUCAUUUAUAUUACAAUUUGGCAAUCGUUUACUUCUACAGUCUGGUUAUAUGUUUAUUCUACUAAGUAGUUUAUUAAGUGUAUAUAUACUUCAACAACUAUUAAAUACCUAUAAUCCAAUGACAAUUAAAAAGAAAGAAGUAUCUACUCGAUCAUCAAUGAUGAAUAUUACAUUUAUACGUUUUCUAUGCUUACCAUUAUUGGUUGUCUGUCUAUGUACGAUCGGAUUAAGUUUACUAUUCUCAGUUUUCUCAAAGUAUGCUUUCAAUAAUAAUUAUGAUUUAAACAGAAGUAAUGAUAAUAAUCACAAUGAUGGGGGCCAUAUAUGGGAUUUAUUAAAGCAUAAAUUAACCAUAUUAUUUGGUAUUACAACUUAUAAAACAUUUCAUACAAUGUUGUAUAUAUGUGCACCAGAGUUUGAUUUUAUCAAUUGGGCCACUUUAAAACAACCUCUUGAAACUGGUCUUAUAUACGGUUCCAUUCUAGUCUGCUUCAUCGUUUCUUUCAAAUUAUUCAGGAACUUGUUCAGUUCUCAUCGUCACCAUCAUCUUUCAGUAACUGUAAAUAACCAGUUGUUUAACAGUGAUAAUUUGUCAAGCUGUGAAUAUUCAUUUCAAAUAUUGCGAGAUUUUAUUUCACUAUUAGUUAUCAUUCAGUUGGCGAUUUUUACGAUUAUGGCUAUGUUAAUUAUGAGACUCAAACUGUUCUGGACACCUCAAAUGUGUUUAUCACUCGCUAUAUUAGCUCAGCCUACACGAUGGUUUGAUAUGUUUCAUGAAGUAAAAAGCAUUAGUGGCCGUAUAUUUCCUACAUCGUCAUUGAAUAGCGUCUGUGAACCUGAAAAAAGGACAAAACGUUCAUUUUGGUUUCAUCAUGUUAUUUAUACAACAAUACUAGUAUUGUUCAUAGCGUUUAUGGCUGGACGUGGUUUGGAGAAUUUAAAAUCUGAAUGGAGUAUACAAGGUUCAUUCAGUGCGUAUGAAAGUGAAAUAUUAAUUAAUUGGUUUCGAAGUUUACCGCAAAAACGUGAAGAUUCUACCUUAUCGUCAUCAUCCUUAUCAUGGAUUAUAUCUGGACCAAUGUCUUUGUUAGGCAAUCUACGUUUAACAUUACCAGCCUCUGCUCCUUAUCCAUCUACUCAAAUUGUUUCAUUGAAUGAAUCUGGAUUUGCUUUUACAAAUCAUCCACAUUAUGAGAAUACAAUGCUUCGUUAUAGAACUAUUUUAGCUUAUGGGAUUUAUAGUCGUAAACCUGUUCAUGAUGUAUGGCAUACAUAUCGUCAUAUUUUAAAAGCUGAUUUUGUAAUAGUAGAAACUCAUACAUGUCCGUCUAGAGGUGGAUGCAGUAAACCGGAACUUUUUGAUCUACUCGAUACAAAUCUUGCUGGACGUCCAGCACUAUGUGAAGCACUAAUGAAUAUACAAGUUUUAAAAGCUGGUAGAACUCCGAGUACUUUGGAACCAUAUUUUACAGUUGUUUAUGUUGAACUGUAUACAGGCAGAGUUGUACUAUAUGUGAAUAAAUUGACGUAA